AUGAUUAAUGAAGAUCGCCUGCAUCGGGAAAAGCAAGAAAAGUUGAACGAGCUGGAAACUGCGGUGUACGUACACCGCGACGGCCUCGCGGGGCCCCUCAGCCUCUUCGCCUCCGAAAAUGAAAAACAAAAAUUAAUUAAAGUUUUGGAAGAAGUGGAGAAUUGGGUGUACGAACACCAGCAGGACCCGCAGCUCACCAAAGCAGCAAUUGCUGCGCAGCUGCAGCAGCUUGCUGCUGCAGCGCAGCCGCUGCAGCACCGCCAGCAGCAGCAGCAGCGCCGCCUCGCCGCAGCAGACAAACUCCGCGCCACCAUUCAGGAGUGCCGGCACACAGCAACAGCAGCAGCUCCAGAAUUUGCCCAUAUUGAGCAGCAAGUGCUGCAGCAGCUGCUGCAGGCAGCUGAAGCAGACGAGGCCUGGCUCAACAGAGUGAUGCAAGAAGCUGCUGCGCAGCCGCCAACAGAAAACCCCACAGUUUUGGCAGAGACAAUUGAGCAAAGAAACUCCGAUCUUUUUGCACUUUUGAACAAGAUCUGCUCCACUCCCAAACCCAAACCCUGCUGCUGCUGCUGCUGCUGCUGCUGCUGCUGUGCUGCUGCUGUGCUGCUGCUGCUGCUGCUGCUGUGCUGCUGCUGCUGCUGCUGCUGUGCUGCUGCUGCUGCUGCUGUGCUGCUGGUGCUGCUGCUGCUGUGCUGCUGCUGCUGCUGUGCUGCUGCUGCUGCUGCUGCUGUGCUGCUGCUGCGCUGCUGCGGGUUGCUGCUGGCAGCAGUUAGUUGCUGCUGGCUGCUGCUAGUUGCUGCGUGGUGCUGCUAG
Eimeria necatrix is the source of this 813-nucleotide messenger RNA. Its product is annotated as heat shock protein, putative. NCBI's taxonomy places the organism in Eukaryota, Apicomplexa, Conoidasida, Eucoccidiorida, Eimeriidae. Gene Ontology annotation, cellular component: nucleus; cytosol. Gene Ontology annotation, biological process: protein folding. The record is from RefSeq and is a predicted model, not a curated record.